Messenger RNA from Charadrius vociferus (killdeer), 1110 nucleotides. It is a transcript of the gene RPUSD2, whose product is annotated as RNA pseudouridylate synthase domain containing 2. Gene Ontology annotation, molecular function: pseudouridine synthase activity; RNA binding. NCBI's taxonomy places the organism in Eukaryota, Metazoa, Chordata, Aves, Charadriiformes, Charadriidae. Gene Ontology annotation, biological process: pseudouridine synthesis. The record is from RefSeq and is a predicted model, not a curated record. The transcript is spliced from 4 exons.
AUGGAGAAAAGGGUGUUUCUCCAGCAGCAGGAGCAGGGGGAGGUUCUCAGAGGCCAUAUCUGCUUCCAGACAGGUGUUUAUGCAGGCUGGAUUCAUGCUAAUUGUCUGUCUGUCUUGCAGAAUAAUGAUUUUCUCAGGAAUACAGUGCAUCGCCAUGAGCCACCUGUCACUGCCCAGCCUAUCCAGAUCUUGGUGGAGGAUGAUGAGGUGGUGGUUGUGGACAAACCCUCCUCUUUGCCAGUCCAUCCCUGCGGCAGGUUUCGUCACAACACGGUCAUCUUCAUCCUGGGCAAAGAGCAUGAUCUGAAGGAGUUGCAUACCAUUCACCGACUCGAUCGCAUGACCUCGGGGGUACUUAUGUUUGCCAAGACCACAGAGGUAUCCAAGAGGAUCGAUGAGCAGGUUCGGGAGAGACAGCUGGAAAAGGAGUAUGUCUGUCGUGUGGUGGGGGAGUUUCCAGAACAUGAAGUGGUCUGUGAAGAGCCCAUACUGGUGGUUUCUUACAAAGUGGGGGUGUGCCGUGUGGACCCCAAAGGGAAAUUCUGCAAAACCAUCUUCCAGAGACUCAGUUACAAUGGCAAGACCAGCGUAGUCAAGUGUCUUCCGCGCACUGGCCGCACACACCAGAUCCGGGUCCAUUUGCAGUAUUUGGGGCAUCCUAUUGUCAACGACCCCAUCUAUAACAUGGAAGCCUGGGGACCCGACAGGGGCAAAGGGGGCAAGAUCGAUAAAACGGAUGAAGAACUCCUUAAGGCGCUCGUAGAGGAGCAUCGUUCCAAACAGAGCCUGGAUGUCUUGGGUAUUUCGGAGGAGGACUUGAACUCCAAUGCUGAAAAUAAAGACUGUGGUAAUUCAAGUGACUGCGCAAAGUCUGUGCAGGCUGAUCCUAUAAAUGAGAGCUCCGGCCCUGCUGAGGACACUAAGGAUCCUGAGGGAAAUGAUGUAGCAACCUAAGAGAAGGACCCUUUAUGCGUGGAGUGUAAAAUGACAAGGCGGGACCCGUCUCCCAAGGAGCUGGUGAUGUACCUACACGCCUUGCGCUAUAAGGGAGCGGAGUUUGAGUAUUGCUCCAAGAUGCCCGAGUGGGCAAUGGAAGACUGGGAGGAGUGA